CUUACCUCGCUCGCCGCUUCACCGUAAUUACUGCUAUCGAUGGUUUCCUUGUUCUGUCACUGGACUCGAAGACUUUGUACUUAAUCGAGGCGCAACCCUGCACUUCCACGUUUCCGAGUCGAUCAAUCACUGCUUGCUCUUGACAUCUUGUGUCAUUUCUCGCAUUCCUACCUUACUGGACGAUUUUCUCGGAUCCCCUACACGUGUUCCUCUGCCGUACACUGUCUGCUAACUUUCUGGGAUCACAUAGAAAAACUUCCGGUUCCGAAAACAUGCCAACACCGUUCCCCCCGGAGCUUCGUUCAUUCCUUUACAUUCCCCUCGGCUUUCUUGGCUUUUGAGUCAGUAAAGAAUGAUGCUAUCAACCAUAUACAGCGCUGAAGCUACAUAUGUACAUGGUUCAUUGUGGCGUAUCACAAUCGGUCGGCACUUUGCCCUGGGAUCCCUCCUUCGCUAAAAAGCUAUUUGUUCGACCAUUGACUCUGCCCUUGAAGCGCAUGAAAUGCCAUAAGAAGCUGCGCGAGCUUUUGCGUCACCUUUCACCGUUUCGACAGCACCACCUGAACCAUUUCCAGAGCCUGGUAGCUGACAAAUUUAAAGACAGGGAAUAUCGUCCUUUCGCCAUCUCCUCUGUUGCGCCUACGCUCAUCACCCUGCUACGAAGGCCACAGAUUAUGGGAACACUUAACUUAUCCCAGCCGAAGCGUCUCCCCGAUACCAUUAUCAUUGCGCUUUCAUGAUCUUACAUGGCCGUUGCUUUGAUGCUUUAAUUUCCUUCCUUCACUUCUUUGGCAACAGCAGAAAUAGAGGCUGAUUGAAGUCGGCAAUUUGUUCUUUGAGCUCCCGUGGCAGACACGUACAGUACUGGAUCUUGAACUGCCGGCCUUUCUUCUUCUUUCACUUUAUCAGAUGUAAACCGGGCCGAAAAACCCGUCGGCGGGUGGGACACUUGUUGCGCUCUUGCGCCGCAACUUGCAGAUGCGCGCUCAUUUCCACCCUUAGGACACCUAUCUUUAUCUCUUUAUAAGAUGACUUCUUAUCAUUUAAUAGAACAAUUGUAGCCUGGCGGCAGUGUUACUACUCAUCGAUCCAACUUUUCCUGUAUGAUUUUGAUUUUCUAGC
Messenger RNA from Guyanagaster necrorhizus, 1122 nucleotides. RefSeq lists its product as uncharacterized. The transcript has 2 exons. The record is from RefSeq and is a predicted model, not a curated record. Bases 396 to 740 code for a protein of 114 amino acids. NCBI's taxonomy places the organism in Eukaryota, Fungi, Basidiomycota, Agaricomycetes, Agaricales, Physalacriaceae.